Messenger RNA from Poecile atricapillus (Black-capped chickadee), 2279 nucleotides. RefSeq names its product sodium voltage-gated channel beta subunit 2 (gene SCN2B). Lineage: Eukaryota; Metazoa; Chordata; Aves; Passeriformes; Paridae. The coding region runs from base 993 to 2270 and encodes 425 amino acids. The record is from RefSeq and is a predicted model, not a curated record. The transcript is spliced from 4 exons. Gene Ontology annotation, cellular component: membrane.
AGGUGGGAGCAAAGCCAAACGGGACAAAAGAGGGUUCCCUCGGGAGCAGGAUGGGGACUGAGGGAAGCAGGACAAAGCCUGCUGGCCGUGGGGUCCCCCACGUGUGUCCCCCGGCCAUGGGAGAGCAGCCGGGUGAUGGGCAGCGCUGGCCGGGGGGAGCCCAGCCACCCCUCCCGGGCCCCCGGGGCAGCGUCUGGGCGGGCGCUGGCGCUGCUCCCGCUCUAUCUCUGGCUGCUGGGCGCUAUCUCUGGUGCCGGGCGCUAUCUAUAGAUGUUUGACACCUCCAGGUGCGGAGGGAGCCGGGACCCUCCACCUCCCACCGCUGCCGGCACACUGCAGCGCGGCGCUGCGCUCCUUGGUUCUCGUUGACACCCUGCUCUCUUUUCCCGCAGGCAGCCGCGGGACGGCAUUUAGGAGGAACCAGCCCCCGGAGCUGGAUUUGGGGGCUCGGGGCAUCCCACAGGGCCUCUGUGGGGUCGUGGCAGCCGUAGCAGCAGAGCAGAGCGGGCUUUGCCUGCCCAGGACGGGAGGGAAAGUGCUGAGCGUGCAGUGUUUGCAGAGCAGAGCUGCUGGGACGCUCCCCGUGCUUUCUCUCCCGGCUGUCCUGCCUCCCUCCUGACCCUGGCGAGGCAGCAGAGCCCCUCUGCAUCCCUCCUGUCCCCCCCGGGCUCUGCUGCACGGGAACCAAGGUGUGCCCCGGCUCUGGGGCAUCGCCCGCCUCUCUCCCCAGUGAUGCUGUCCCAGCAAACGCCACCACCCCGUGUCCCGGGGCCUGAGCAGCUCUGUCGCUGCCUCUCUGGUCUCCAGGAGGUCACGCCUUGUCUUCCCUGCACCCAUCUCUGCAGCUGGAAUCCAGGUUUGGAGCCCAGGGCCCAAAGGCUUCCUUGACCGAUGGUGCAAAUGGGAUCAAAGACUUUCUCCAGCCCUGUUACUGCUGGGCAGAGCCUCCCCAUCCCAGAGCUGGGUGAGGAGAGGUGUUAUCCUGGGAGAAGAUGCUGCUGGAGAAGGGGAAGGAGCCUCCAGCAGUUUGGCAGCCCCGGGCAGUGAUGGAGCUGUCCGGGAGCGGGCAGGUGACCAGGAACACCUCCACCUGCUGCAGCCUACCUGGGGCAUCCCGGCUGGGCUGCUCGGGCCCCUCUGCUGUUCCCAGCCUGGAGCAGCCCCUCUGCUCUCUGCCUGCCUCUGAGAGGGCAUUUCCAACCCUCCCGGGCCCCUCGGGGCUCUCCAGAACGGGAACAGCCGCCGCGGAUGGUGCGAGCAGGGCUGGCCGCCAGCCAGCACAGGGGACACAGCUGCAUGUCCCCACUGCCCCCGGGGGUCUGGGGGCCGCAGGAGCCCACCGUGUGCCACAGAGCGGGGAGCCGGCAGUGCCAGGAGCUGUCGCCUGCAGUUCAGGGGAAAAUUUUUCCGCCCUCCCACUCCGGCGGCUGCAAUCCACCAACCACAGCAUUUACUGCUUUUUUUCGCCCCAGCACCGCUCCAGCCAUAUUGGGCUGUGGGGAGAAAGCGGCUCUAAUGUUCUAUGUCACCUGCAAAUAACCCGGGCGUUCGAAAAAGCACCUCCACCACCUCCACAAUCCACACCAACACCACGUCCUCUCCACACACAAAAGUCCGUCAAAAUGAGCCCGGAAGCCUGGCUCCCGCAGCCCACCUUGUUCCUCACUGGCCUCACCUUGCUCCUCUCGCUGGCACCCCCAAGACUGGGCAUGGAGGUCAUGGCCCCUGCCAUCAUCAAUGCCUUGAAUGGCUCCUCUGUGAAGCUCUCCUGCACCUUCAACUCCUGCUACAAGGUGGAGAACAAGCAGUUUUCCCUCAACUGGACGUACCAGGAGUGCAGUAACUGCUCGGAGGAGCUGUUCCUGCAGUUCCGCACCAAGAUCAUGAACAAGCAGCUGGACCGCUUCGGGAACCGCGUGGAGUUCACCGGCAACCCCGCCAAGUACGAUGUGUCCUUCACCCUCAAAAACGUGCAGCUGGAGGACGAGGGCACCUACAACUGCUACGUGCUGAACCCCCCGGACCGGCACCGGGGCCACGGCAAGAUCAGCCUGAAGGUGCUCACCAAAGAGCUCCCAAAGCACGACUCGACAGUGGCUGUGAUCGUGGGUGCCUCCGUGGGCGGCUUCUUGGCCGUGGUGAUCCUGGUGCUGAUGGUGGUGAAAUGCGUGCGCCGGAAAAAGCAGCAGAGGCUCAACACGGACGACCAGAAGACAGAGGAGGAAGGGAAGACGGAUGGCGAAGGCAACCCCGACGAGGGCACCAAGUAAUGCCCCCCU